CUGACCACGACAGACGAUCUUCGGAGUUGUGUGUGUGUGUGUAGUGUGUGCGCUCCACUCCCGCUGGCUGCUAUGACCUAGCUACCGGACGACACUUUCCGUUUUUCCACGCUGACCCUUCCGCCUCAAACUGCAGUCCCCACACUCAACGUUACGGUCGUUUAUGGUCGCAUUACCGCCACUUUUUCAUCGUAGCUGCUGGCCUCCGGGGCUAGCUGGCUAGCAGAGAGGGGGUGACGGAGUGGAGCCAGCUGGUCGCUGAGAAACGGCGGCGUUAGCAAACAAGCUAAUUAGCGAGAAAGACUCAGCCUGGAUUAUUGCCUUUAAUCAAAAGAGAGCACAGGUCUGCGGCUUCACCCACUGCGGCAAAAAUGAAGAUAACUGUGGAUUUCGAGGAGUGUUUGAAGGACUCCCCAAGGUUCAGAGCCACCAUAGAGGAAGUGGAGGGGGAUGUGUGCGAGUUGGAAUCCAAGCUUGACAAAUUGGUGAAAUUGUGUAUCGGGAUGAUUGAUGCUGGAAAAGCCUACAACGCAGCUAACAAACAGUUUGUUAAUGGGAUCCGGGAGCUUGCACAGCAGUCCACCAAAGAUGAGGUCAUUGAGUCCAGUCUCACAAAGUUUGCCGAGAGUCUGCAGGAGAUGAUCAACUAUCACACGAUAUUAUUCGAUCAGGCCCAGAGAUCGAUCAAGACGCAGCUUCAAACCUUUGUCAAAGAUGACCUGCGUAAGUUCAAAGAAGCCAAGAAGCAAUUUGACAAAGUGAGCGAGGAAAAGGAGACGGCGCUGAUCAAGAAUGCCCAAGCUCCCCGUAACAAGCAGCACGAGGUGGAGGAGGCCACCAACAUCCUCACUGCCACGCGCAAGUGCUUCCGGCACAUUGUCCUCGACUACGUCUUACAGAUAAACGUGCUACAGUCCAAGAGAAGGUCGGAGAUCCUAAAAUCACGGCGGCCGUGGACGGUGCAUUAUACCUCCAUCAUGAAGCUGAAGAAGGUGGAGAGGCUGUGCAGGGAGGUGUGGAGGAGCUGCCAACAGUUGGACCAGCUGGUGGUGGAUGCUGCCAAAGAGAAGAGGGACAUGGAGCAGAAGCACUCCACCAUCCAACAAAAGGCUGCACUGCAGUCUCCUUUCAGGCGCUGGUUCACCAUCCAAAACAAUCAGCUAGUUUACCAGAAGAAAUUUAAGGACAACCCUACAGUGGUGGUAGAAGACCUGAGGCUCUGCACAGUCAAGCACUGCGAGGACAUAGAGCGUCGCUUCUGUUUUGAAGUCGUGUCACCCACCAAGAGCUGCAUGAUGCAGGCAGACUCCGAGAAGCUGCGACAGGCUUGGAUCAAAGCUGUCCAGAACAGCAUCGCCACUGCCUUCCGCGACAAGGGAGAUGACAGCGAGAAGCUGGAUAGGAAGUCGUCCACGUCAACAGGGAGCCUGGACUCUGGAGGGGAGCCAAAGGAGAGAUCACUGAAAGGAGAGAGUGCCCUGCAGAAAGUCCUGGCCAUCCCAGGCAAUGUUUGCUGCUGCGACUGUGGGCAGCCGGAGCCCCGCUGGGCCAGCAUCAACCUGGGCAUCACCCUGUGUAUACAGUGCUCUGGCAUCCACAGGAGUCUGGGAGUGCAUUUCUCCAAGGUUCGUUCUUUGACUUUGGACACUUGGGAACCAGAACUGCUAAAGUUAAUGUGUGAACUGGGCAACAAAGUAAUCAACCAGAUCUAUGAAGCUCGGCGAGAGGAGCUUGGAGCAAGAAAACCACAGCCGGGAGAUCCGAGGCACGAGGUCGAGGCCUACAUCAAAGCCAAGUAUGUGGAUCGUCGAUUUGUACGCCGGCCGUCCGACGAGGAGCUUCGCAGCAAAGUGGUCUCUCUGAGCAAACAGGAGAAGAGGCUGAGCGGCAACUCUGAGCACAUGCCACCAAAAGCGCCUCCACCCACACCAAAACUUCGACCUGGUUCGAAUGCUUCAGGGCAGUCAGCUGCUGCCAGUGGUGCCGAGGCCCGCCGGGACUCUCUCUUCUGUCCUGACGAGCUUGACUCGCUCUUCUCCUACUUUGACACCUCCUCCAAGCUCAGGAGCAUAAAAAGUGCAGACAGCGGCAUCCAGAACAGUGCUGAUGGGAGCAGGGAGAUGCUGGCCAACACCCCCUCCAAUGACAGCCUGGCAGAUGCAGAACCCGCUGAGACUCCACCCAUGCCCAUGCCCGCCACACUGCCUCCUCCGUCACCCUGUAAGGAGAUGGUUUUCUAUGAGCCCAAGGAGUACAGCCCGGGUCUUCAGCUCUACUGGGCGUCCUGCGCCCGCAGCCUGCCGGACAUGGCAGAGGGGUCUCUGGUCACCUGUGAGUUUCUGCUCCAAAAUGCAGCGAAUGUGAACCAACAGGACGCUCAGGGCCGAGGACCCCUCCAUCAUGCCACCAUGCUGGGACACACGGGGCAAGUGUGUUUAUUCUUGAAACGAGGAGCGAAUCAAAACGCUACAGACAUUGAGGAGAAAACACCCCUGUCCAUAGCGGUGGAGGCGGCCAACGCAGACAUUGUCACGCUGUUGCGACUCGCCAAGAUGAACGAGGAGAUGCGGGAGGCGGAGGGGCCCUACAGCCAGUCAGGAGAUGAAACGUACCAGGACAUUUUCCAGGAUUUCACCCACAUGGCCUCCAAUGACCCAGACAAGCUGAACCGCUACUAGCAGUACGACUCGCAGCGGCCGUGAUGCUGCAGAGCGCCGUCCAUCCGCGGUCAGAAGGGCUGUUUUCACAAAAACAAAAGUUGGAAUGAUGUCCACUUCGCAUUCACACUCAUUCAGAAACGGCCCCAUCAAAGCCAGCGACCGUAUCUAAUGUAGCCAAAGCUCCCUUUCAUCAGUUCGUUUUCACCGAGGCGAGUGCUUCGUUCAAGUGAAGGGGAGCUUCGACAGUGGAUUUUUUUUUUUAACUGUGCAUGUUAAUAGGAUGUAUAACAGUAAGUAAAUGGUACAGUGUUAAAGCCUUUGGAAGGAUUCACAUAGUCUUAAAUCCAAUGAUAAUUACACUCAGACUGAAUGUAAAGAUGCCGUCAAGGCUGUCGCUUACUUUGACUGAGUUAAAUGUUUGCUGUCACACUUUGUGACGGUGAAGGACACUUAUUGUUUUUUUUAAAUAAAGUUAAAGUUGUGGUGCAUCAGAGCUGCACAGAGAAGUAAGCCCACGGCAGACUUUUAAAGGCUCUGUUUCAUGCUUUUUGUUAACUGCUUCCUCCUUUCAUUGGGACUCUUUUAAUGAGCUGCAGCAUUUUUUUUUAAUGUAAGUUUUUCUUUAGAGAAUCAUCAGCAAGUGUAUAAGUGUCCGUAUGCUUUUAUGUUAAAUCACCACAGACGUUUACCAGUUUGGAUGGUGGCUUUGAAGUGUACAGUGAUCUCUGACAGCAGUAAACCCAGAAUCAAUUCACAUGUAAGGUUAAAUAGUUGAUUUGACUUGAUUUUUAAAUGCUUUUCUUUUUUAGAAAUGUAAUUUCUCACAAGUACCUGCAGUGGU
Molecule: messenger RNA, 3501 nt
Organism: Neolamprologus brichardi
Lineage: Eukaryota; Metazoa; Chordata; Actinopteri; Cichliformes; Cichlidae
Source: RefSeq, a predicted model, not a curated record